Messenger RNA from Helianthus annuus (common sunflower), 1809 nucleotides. Its product is annotated as F-box/FBD/LRR-repeat protein At1g13570. Gene Ontology annotation, molecular function: protein binding. NCBI's taxonomy places the organism in Eukaryota, Viridiplantae, Streptophyta, Magnoliopsida, Asterales, Asteraceae. Bases 358 to 1581 code for a protein of 407 amino acids. The transcript has 4 exons. The record is from RefSeq and is a predicted model, not a curated record.
AUUCUUUGGAAAAGUGCGUUUUAUAACUUUCUAAACUUAAAUAAUUAAACUUUUAAUUUUUUUACCUAAACAUUUAAUUUACAAUUUCAAAACUUAAUAAUCUAAAAAUCUCCUUCAAAACUCAACCCAAACACCCCUAAAUCCGCCAUUAAACCCAAUUACAUUGAUCCCCAAACACCCCCUAAGUCCGCCAUUUUACACACCAACUAAAAUAAGCCUUAUAAAGCAACGGUCUCACCAUUUUACACACCAAAACCCAUAAUAAACUCAAAACGACCCUUGAAGUUCAAAUAAUCAUCAUUCCGGCAGCAAUCACUAUUCACUCGUCGGAGUCGACGGUUUCAACUUUCCAGAAUAAUGGAAGUCGAUCACGGGGCACAUAAAGCAGCCAGGUUAGCACUACAAGAUGUUAUUAGUAGCAUGCCGGAUAAGGUGAUAACUAAUAUUCUUGAUCGAUUGCCAUUACAAGAUGCAGUCAGGACUGAUGUCUUGUCGAAAAACUGGAGGUUUAAGUGGACUAUGCUUAGCCAACUCGUAUUUGAUGACAACUUCUUUGAGUAUUUAUCAAAAACAGAAGGCAAAGACAAUCAUUUGAGAAUUAUAAGUAGGUUUCUUCUUCAUCUUAAAGGUGCCAUAACAAAGUUUGUUCUCUACAUAGAAAAGAUGCGUAAAUUCGAUGAUGACGAUAUUAACCACUGGAUUUUGUUCUUGUCCAAAAACGGAAUUGAGGACCUCACUUUUAAGCUGCUGGAUAAAACACCAUUUAAGCUGUCUACCCAUCUUUUCUCUUGUUUACAAUUAAAACAUUUGAAAAUUUAUAAUUGUAUUUUCAAUCCUCCACCCGGUUUUCAUGGUUUUCCAAACCUAUUGAGCUUGGAGUUGUAUCCGAAUGCUGAAAAAAGCAGUGACGUUGGGGACUUCGCUAUUAAGUGUCGCUUGCUUGAGAUUUUGAAACUGCGUUAUAUCUUAAAAGCAGGCAGAGUGAAACUAGUUGAGAUUGCAAAACUUAAAAAUCUUAAAACAUUGGCUUUAUCAUUGUAUGAUCUUGACAAUAAGAUGAUCACAAGUUCCGAUACCAUCUUUGAGCUUCUGGAUUCUCUUCCAAAACUUCAAGAGCUUUAUUUGAAUUUUCAAGUCUGCAAGUUGACAGAAAGUGGUGCCAAAAAGAACUUCUCUACCGCCUUUCCCUGUCUCAAGGCUCUUAAAUUGGCAAUGUAUUUAGACAAUGCUAUUAAGUUAUCGUGUGCUUUUGAAUUGAUUAGGAGCUUCCCAAAUAUGGAGACUCUUGAAAUCACAACAUAUGCAGGUUGGUAUGAUUCGCUGGCACCUCCAAUUUGUUCUCCAGAGGUAGAAUACAACACUAUCGGGUUAUUGCAGCUACAGAGUGUUUUCUUUACGUAUUGUUCAGGUUCGGAAAAUGAAGUAUGCUUGAUAAAGUAUUUACUCGCGUGUUCCCCUUCUCUAAAAAAGAUUGUUAUGCGUCCCCACUCGCAACUUGAGUACGGUAAAAAGUUGACGUUUGCUAUGAAGUUGUUGGAGCUCCAUCGAGCCUCCCCCGUAGCUGAAAUCAAACUCUUCUAGUGUUAGUUUGGGUGUUCUCUUCCUUUCUUGGCUGUGGUCUAGGUGUUUCCCUUUAAGAAUGUUUAUUUGUAGGUGUUCUUUGUUUUAGGCUAGGGUUGGUUUUGCUAAGUAAACUCUAGUUUCUAGCUUGUUGCAAAGAGAAAUCACUAUAAUGGGUUAUUUGACCAAUCGUGUAUAACCAAAUAUCCGUUUGAUCAAUGUUUGUCCGCCACGUUAUUUAAUAAGGCA